This is a messenger RNA of Symbiodinium sp. CCMP2592, 450 nucleotides long. Lineage: Eukaryota; Dinophyceae; Suessiales; Symbiodiniaceae. The record is from the annotation of a GenBank genome assembly.
AUGCACUCCAAGAAUAUCCUUCACCGCGACCUGAAGCUUGAGAACAUUCUCAUUCAGGGGCAGCACGACCUCAACGGCUACAGGCUGUACGAGGUCAGAAUAACCGAUUUUGGCUCUUCGAAUGUCUCGGACGGGGGGACCUCAUUCGCAAAGGGCCCCGUAGGGACGCCUCCCUACAUGGCUCCGGAACUGCUGUUGGGUGGCGAGCAUGGUCCUGCCGUUGAUCUGUGGAGCCUCGGGGUGGCUCUCUUCGUGAUGCUCAACGGCUACUUUCCCUUUCGGGAAACUGCGCAGAAGUCAUGGACCUUCACUGCAGAUCACUUCGAUCACCUCACCGAGGAGGCGAAGGACAUCAUUAGCUCCCUCCUCCGAUACGAUCCCGCGGAGAGGUUGAGCCUGAAGGGCUGUCGUGCACAUCCCUGGUUGCAGGGUGAAGCUGUAGACCUCUAA